CCUCAACCUGAGCCUGACACCAAUUGCUGCUCCAAUGGCUGCGACCAUUCCCAACCACGCCUUUCGAUCAUGUCUACAUAUCUCCCGCCGUAGUUUAAUACGAGCCGCACCGUUCAUACGUCAACAACGAGCGCCUCUACCAUUGCAAGCAAUCCGCUUCACCUCCGCUACCUCCGCUCAUCCCAAUGCUUCAAAAUCCUCGGUCGACCCCUCGGAGGUCUCCCACUUCAAUGCGCUCGCAUCCAGCUGGUGGGACCCACACGGCCCUUCACGACUCCUCCAUCUCAUGAAUCCUCUGCGGCACGAAUUCAUUUCCCGUUGCCGUUUACGCACACCCGGACUCGAUACCGAGAAAUUGCGAUAUCUAGACAUAGGCUGUGGUGGCGGCAUUUUCGCGGAAUCAGCAGCUCGGCUGCCAAAUACAAAGUCUGUCACUGCGAUUGAUCCUACGCCCGAGGUUCUCAAGGUGGCGGAGCUGCACAAGAAGCGCGAUCCGGCUCUCCAAGCUCCGGGGAAACUCACAUAUCUCAAUGCCUCGAUCGAGUCGCUACCUAAGCCGGAGUCACCGUCGGAUGGAUAUGAUGUCGUUUCUGUUUUUGAAGUGCUUGAGCAUGUCAAUGAGCCCGCUCCGUUCCUCGAGCAGGUCAUGCAGCAGGUGAAGCCUGGUGGUUGGUUGGUGAUGUCCACGAUUGCUAGGACUUGGACAAGCUGGAUGGUAACCAACGUAAUGGCGGAGGAUGUUCUGGGAAUAGUACCAAAAGGAACGCACGAUUGGAGCAAGUAUGUCAAUGAAGCAGAAUUGAGGGAUUGGCUCACGAAGAAGGGUUGGGGAAAGAAUGGAGCGAUGAAGACAAUGGGAGUGAUGUAUGUUCCCGGUUUGGGAUGGAAAGAGGUCACUGGAAGUGAAGGCUGGGGCAACUACUUCAUCGGCGUAAGGAAAGACGAGUGAUGGAGACCAUUAUGCGGCAUACAAAAACACUGAACGGGUGUUCAUGGUAACUGAGAUACCCUUAUAUCAAAAUGUACAACAUCGAAUAUUCAACGCUGUCCAUUCUUGCACACGUUUCCUGCAGGCUCAAUAUGCGUGCGGGCUCUUUCCUAUCAUCCUGCAGUAUAUCCUAUAGCACAAUUGUUGUACAUUUAUCUCAUUUCAAAUCAUAAACGCCUUAUA
Molecule: messenger RNA, 1171 nt
Organism: Aaosphaeria arxii CBS 175.79
Lineage: Eukaryota; Fungi; Ascomycota; Dothideomycetes; Pleosporales
Product: hexaprenyldihydroxybenzoate methyltransferase mitochondrial precursor
Exons: 1
Coding region: 35-949 (304 amino acids)
Biological process (GO): ubiquinone biosynthetic process
Molecular function (GO): 2-methoxy-6-polyprenyl-1,4-benzoquinol methyltransferase activity
Source: RefSeq, a predicted model, not a curated record